AUGGACUUGAAUUUCCGUUUUUCGAACCUCAUUGGUUCUGUCUAUCGAAACGGAGAUGUGAUAUUCUCGCCAGACGGGAACUCCGUGAUAAGCCCGGUUGGAAACAAAAUUUCGAUUUUCGACUUGAAAAAUAAUGUGUCAAGGACGUUGUGUUUUGAUUGUAUGCACAAUAUUAUGGCAGUUGCUAUGAAUAGCACUGGAUCGCACAUGAUUGUUUCCAACGAAGGUGGUCAUGUUCUUUAUAUCAACAUGAGCACAGAAACUGUGAUAUUUCAAAUUCGUGCAAACAGAACCGUCCGAUCAGUGCAGUUCUCACCGGAUGGGAAAUUCAUUGCAAUAUGCCGUGAUAUGGAUUUACAAAUCCAAGAGAUUGGAAAACAGUCGACGUCGAUCCUCAUUGUAGCUGGUGGAGAAGAUCAUAUUGUUCGUGUUGUGGGUGCCCGUUACUAUCGCAACCUUUUCAUUCAUCCUUUGGCUGCCCAUCAAGGGCCUAUAGUAACAUGCCAGUUUAUCAACGGUAAUUAUGAUCGCGUGACUAUAAUAAUCAAUGAAUUCACAGGGAAAUGGACAAAGCCGGAGGAAAAUGAAAUGGAAAGCGAAGACGAAUCAGUGACAAGACUUUAUUAUGAAAAAACGAAGAGGUACUCUCUUUUGGAAUCAUCAGGCAGCGGUAAAUCCGGAAUCGAUGUUACUUCUUGUCGUAUACAUACGACGACGAAUAUUUUAGUAACAGCUUACUCUAAUGGUGUGUUUGUUCUUCACGAAGUACCAUCAUUUGCUCUCAUACAUAAUUUACGGGUAUCGGAUAUGCAGAUUACCAGCGUUGCAGUCAAUAAUACAGGUGAUUGGUUGGCAUUAGGUUGCGGUAAAGGAUCAGCUGCGCAAUUGGUGGUGUGGGAAUGGCAAUCUGAGACUUAUGUUCUGAAACAACAAGCACAUUCACAACGAAUUCUAGCGGUGCAAUACUCGCCAGAUGGUUCUUUGCUAGGUACUGGAGCAGAGGAUGGAAAGGUAAAAAUUUGGAAUGGCCAUACCGCCUUCUGUACGGUGACUUUCGAUGAACACACUUCGGCUGUAACAGGCAUUUGCUGGACGCAGAGCGGCAAAGCAAUUCUCAGCGCAUCUCUGGAUGGAACAGUACGGGCUCACGAUCUAAAAAGGUAUCGAAAUUUCCGUACCCUUGUGUGUCCUGAGCCAACACAACUUGGUAGUUUAGCCGUAGAUCAAGUGAAGUCUGAUCUUCUAAUUCCGAAGGUAAUGCAAAUUCGGGCUACUAUUCAGAUUUUUGUGUGGAGUAUGGAAAAUGGGUCAUUGCUAGAUGUGUUGAGUGGACAUCAAUCAAAUAUUGCUAGCAUAAGUAUGCAUGGAAAUGCCUUAGCUAGCGUUUCAUGGGAUCGAACGCUGAAACUGUGGAACAUCGUGGAUUCGACGUGUGAGACGACUGAGCUUGCACAGGAAGGUCUCGCAGUGGCUUUUUCGCCAUGUGGGACUAUUGGUAGCCGUGCUUACUCGGUGGACUCUAACGUCACAAUUUAUCAUGCGAAAGAUGUGAGUUAUUUAGGAUUGAUCUACAACUCAAAAAGAAAUAGCUCAAAACCACUGUUUUUACUCAUUGUUAAGAUGGCCUUCAUCGGAUCGAUUGAUGCCAGGUUGGACCUGGAUCCUUCAAGAGGACAAGCUGAUUUGAUUACUAGCAGAAUGCUGCUAAGAGCAAGUGAUUUCUCUCCUGACAGCGCGUUGCUCUUGUUGGGCGGAGAAUCGAACAACUUCUGCAUGUAUUCGGUGGUGGAUCGCAUGCUUGUGAAAAAAUUCACGAUCACAGAAAAUCGCAGCCUUGACGGUGUCGUGUUGGAUGUGAAUCGGCGUAACUUCACCGAAUUUGGUAACAUGGCGCUUUUUGACUCGUCAGAUUCCGAGACGGAGCCAGAUGGAAAACGAGCAAUUCGACUUCCUGGCUCGAAGCAUUUCGAUCUAGGGGAGCGAUCAGCUCGACCUCAAGUAGCUGUUUAUGCAGUGACGUAUUGCCCAACUGGUCGGCGGUUCGCGGUGUGCAGUACAGAAGGCGUUGGAGUGUAUUCAUUGGAUACAGUAGGCUUGUUCGAUCCAUUCCAAUUAGACAGUCAGACAACGCCUGCAAUGAUUAAAAAUUGUACGCUCAUUGCCUUUAUCCUACGUGAAAAAUUGCUCAAGUGGAUUGCCGAUGGCCGAGUGGUGGCGAGUUCAACGCAUGUGCACUUUUAUAUGAUUUGGCUGCGACACAUACUCAAUAUCCACGGUAUGCGCCUGAAAGGACGAACAGAUGUCGCGAUAUUGACUGGGAUUCAGCAGAUUGUUGCCCAUCAUACGCAAUUAAAUUCAAAAUUAGCUGAUCAGAACAAAUUUGGUCUCCGAUAUAUCUUGGCAGCACGGAAGUUGCGACGCAAAAAUGAGGCGCAGAGUAUGGAGUAUGAUUCAAAAGAAAUAUUGAAGUCGCCAUGGGACGAGCUGUACCUACCUCAACCCAUCAUGUGGGCUAUUCGAGAAUUGGGGAAGAGGGUGUACCUGUCUGCCAGUAUCUUUCGGAUUGGAGCGGAUUGGUGUGGCUUGAUUGUGGACGAGACGGAUCGCAUGGUGGAAAAAGGGCAUUUCGAAGAAAUGCAGGACAUCCUAAAAUUUGUUAGGCACCUCAUUGUAGCUGGUGGAGAAGAUCAUAUUGUUCGUGUUGUGGGUGCCCGUUACUAUCGCAACCUUUUCAUUCAUCCUUUGGCUGCCCAUCAAGGGCCUAUAGUAACAUGCCAGUUUAUCAACGGUAAUUAUGAUUUGAUAUCUGUUUGUAAACGUGGUAUCGCUAAUGUUUGGACGGCAUCGAUUCAACCAGGCGAUCUUGUUGAAGGGAAGUGGACAAAACCGGAGGAAAAUGAAAUGGAAAGCGAAGACGAAUCAGUGACAAGACUUUAUUAUGAAAAAACGAAGAGGGUAUCGGAUAUGCAGAUUACCAGCGUUGCAGUCAAUAAUACAGGUGAUUGGUUGGCAUUAGGUUGCGGUAAAGGAUCAGCUGCGCAAUUGGUGGUGUGGGAAUGGCAAUCUGAGACUUAUGUUCUGAAACAACAAGCACAUUCACAACGAAUUCUAGCGGUGCAAUACUCGCCAGAUGGUUCUUUGCUAGGUACUGGAGCAGAGGAUGGAAAGGUAAAAAUUUGGAAUGGCCAUACCGCCUUCUGUACGGUGACUUUCGAUGAACACACUUCGGCUGUAACAGGCAUUUGCUGGACGCAGAGCGGCAAAGCAAUUCUCAGCGCAUCUCUGGAUGGAACAGUACGGGCUCACGAUCUAAAAAGGUAUCGAAAUUUCCGUACCCUUGUGUGUCCUGAGCCAACACAACUUGGUAGUUUAGCCGUAGAUCAGUCCGGCGAUAUAGUUGUAGCUGGUGCGAAGGAAGUGUUUAGUGUACGUUCUAAAUUAGAAUUGUGGAACAUCGUGGAUUCGACGUGUGAGACGACUGAGCUUGCACAGGAAGGUCUCGCAGUGGCUUUUUCGCCAUGUGGACUAUUGGUAGCCGUGCUUACGGUGGACUCUAACGUCACAAUUUAUCAUGCGAAAGAUAUGGCCUUCAUCGGAUCGAUUGAUGCCAGGUUGGACCUGGAUCCUUCAAGAGGACAAGCUGAUUUGAUUACUAGGCAGAAUGCAGCUAAGAGCAAGUGUGUUUAUCAUUCACCUGCUAUGCAGUUCUCUCCUGACAGCGCGCUGCUCUUGCUGGGUGGAGAAUCGAACAACUUCUGCAUGUAUUCGGUGGUGGAUCGCAUGCUUGUGAAAAAAUUCACGAUCACAGAAAAUCGCAGCCUUGACGGUGUCGUGUUGGAUGUGAAUCGGCGUAACUUCACCGAAUUUGGUAACAUGGCGCUUUUUGACUCGUCAGAUUCCGAGACGGAGCCAGAUGGAAAACGAGCAAUUCGACUUCCUGGCUCGAAGCAUUUCGAUCUAGGGGAGCGAUCAGCUCGACCUCAAGUAGCUGUUUAUGCAGUGACGUAUUGCCCAACUGGUCGGCGGUUCGCGGUGUGCAGUACAGAAGGCGUUGGAGUGUAUUCAUUGGAUACAGUAGGCUUGUUCGAUCCAUUCCAAUUAGACAGUCAGACAACGCCUGCAAUGAUUAAAAACGCCCUUUCAUUGGAUGAUUAUUCCACUGCUUUAAUGGCAAGUUUACGACUGAACGAUACGCCUUUGAUACAAAGAAGUAUGGAAAGCACACCUUUGGAGCAAAUUGAGUUAGUUGUACGCUCAUUGCCUUUAUCCUACGUUGAAAAAUUGCUCAAGUGGAUUGCCGAUGGCCGAGUGGUGGCGAGUUCAACGCAUGUGCACUUUUAUAUGAUUUGGCUGCGACACAUACUCAAUAUCCACGGUAUGCGCCUGAAAGGACGAACAGAUGUCGCGAUAUUGACUGGGAUUCAGCAGAUUGUUGCCCAUCAUACGCAAUUAAUUUCAAAAUUAGCUGAUCAGAACAAAUUUGGUCUCCGAUAUAUCUUGGCAGCACGGAAGUUGCGACGCAAAAAUGAGGCGCAGAAGAUUUUGCCUGAGGAUAUCCAGUCUCCGACAAAGGGAAAGAAGAAAAAGAAAAUAAAGGCACAGCAUGAGAAAAAGAAAAAGAAGCGAAAACGGGAAACUGAAAAAGCCGAAGGACCUACAUCGCCGAAGAAAGUGAAGUUUGCUCUCGAAGGUCCUGCACAGGCUUCGCAAGCACCAACCAAAGCGGAAGAUCCCUUGUUAUUCAGCCAGCAAGAGGAAGAAUAUGUACAGAGAAUAGUCAUCGACGACGAAGAAGAAAGUACUGACGAACUCGAUGAUUCAAAAGAAACAUUGAAGUCGCCAUGGGACGAGCUGUACCUACCUCAACCCAUCAUGUGGGCUAUUCGAGAAUUGGGGUUCAAGACUCCUACCGAGAUACAAAAACAAGUGCUUCCUCUAGCCGUUCGAGAUCACUGUGAUGUACUGGGAGCAGCAGAGACGGGCAGUGGUAAGACUUUAGCCUAUGCGAUACCGAUGGCUACUCGACUCUUAGAGCUGCCGCUGGAGGCUCAUUCAAAGAAAACUGGCCCAAAGGCUCUUAUACUAGCUCCCACAAGAGAACUGGUUGUGCAGGCAUUCUCAAUCGUUGGUGGCCUAGCUCAAGUACGGCAAGCUCGUAUUCUUAGAGAGCAGAAACCACCGAAAGGUAAUUGUAGGCAACUCCUUGGACGCCUCUGGGCCAUGAUGAAGGAAAUGGAAGAGGGUGUACCUGUCUGCCAGUAUCUUUCGGAUUGGAGCGGAUUGGUGUGCUUGAUUGUGGACGAGACGGAUCGCAUGGUGGAAAAAGGACAUUUCGAAGAAAUGCAGGACAUCCUAAAAUUUGUUAAGCAGUCGGCAACAGAUAAGCUGCAAACACUGGUAUUCUCAGCCACAUUGACGUAUGUUCAUCAUGAUCAAUCCAGAGUUGGUCCUUACGAAGAAGGAGCUGACGCCACAGCAAAAAAUAAGUUGGAAGCGAGCGUCAAACUAAUAUUCAAAGAGUUGAUUCAACUCACUGGAAUGCGCCCAAAUUGUAAAGUUGUUGAUAUUACCCGAGAAUUCGGUACGGCGGAAGCGCUCGUCGGAAACAAGGAUCAAUUGCUCAAACCUCCUCGAAAAAGACACGACGAUAGUCUAUCUCUUGGAGCAUAUAAGUACAGGUGUGAUUUCACGAAUUCUGUAGACGCUUCACGACGAAUGUAUGGAAUUCUGAGACUGCUGAAGCUACAACCGUUGAUGAUUCAUGCGAAAAUGGAGCAGAAAGUCCGACUUAGGAAUUUGGAAAAGUUCGCUGGGGAUUCGAGAAGCGUAUUAUUAGCUACGGAUGUGGCGGCUCGAGGGCUCGACAUUCAGGGAAUCGACAAUGUUAUUCACUAUCAAGUACCAAAAACUGCAGAAAUGUAUAUUCAUCGAUCGGGUCGAACUGCACGUGCGUCACGAAAGGGUUUGUCAGUUCUAAUCGUAGAUUCAAAAGAUGCCCACUUAUACCGAAGAUUGUGCAAAAAUCUUAAUCGAGAGAAAGACUUACCAGUGUUCCCAGUCGACUGCCCCGAACUGAUGAAACGGCUGACAACACGUGUAAAGCUGGCUUCGGCUCUGGACACAUUUGCCCAUCGAAGUAAAAAAAUUCGCCUUUCCGAAAAUUGGUUCGACAAGAUUAUUCGAGAAGCGGACUUAGCGAUGGACGAUCUAAGGUGGGAAUUGAAUCAUCAAUAA
Molecule: messenger RNA, 6234 nt
Organism: Ostertagia ostertagi
Lineage: Eukaryota; Metazoa; Nematoda; Chromadorea; Rhabditida; Trichostrongylidae
Source: the annotation of a GenBank genome assembly